Molecule: messenger RNA, 240 nt
Organism: Funneliformis geosporum
Lineage: Eukaryota; Fungi; Glomeromycota; Glomeromycetes; Glomerales; Glomeraceae
Source: the annotation of a GenBank genome assembly
AUGAUAUGGUUGAAAGAUUUAAUCGUACAAUUGACAAUGAAACAUAAUACAACUGGUUAUACACCAUUUUACCUAUUAUAUAAACGACAAGCAACAUUACCUAUUGAAUUAAAAAUUCCAACAGAAUUGAGUAACAAUAAAAAUAUUAAGGAUGCAUUAAUAGAAAGAUUAUUUAAGAUAAUCAACCAAUUAGAAGAUGAUCUUCAAAUUGCACUUAAUCAAAUUAAGGAGGAUCAAUGA